CGAGCUUGAUCGGGCUUUUUUUUUUAAAAAUAAAAACUCGAGGGUUUCGGCUCCUUUUAAAUGAAAUUAAAUCACCUAAUCCACCGUUCUCAAUACUCUUUCUCUUGUCGUCAACUCGUCGGUUCCCUCAGUCGACUAAUAUCGGAUAUCCGUCUCGUGGGUCGAGUUAGGAACCCAAAUCCCGGACUUUUUCGGUCCAGCCCUACUGUCGAGUGUCGACGACGACGGCCAGGUGCCUGCCCCUCUCUCUAUCGUCGUCGGUUUUCCCAUCGGCAAGUCUCUCUCUUCUUCGUCUUCUCCUGCCUCCGUCGAUCUCUGCUUCUGUCUUUACAAUUGCUUCCGCCGCGUUCGAUUGAUCUCAGACUUUGAGUCUAGUGUCUGUUUUUGCGGUGUCGAUUGAAUCUGAGAUUACGAUUCAACAAUCCCUUUCCGAGGUGCACCAUAUUUAUGCAUGAAAAAUGCACUCAGUUAGGUCUCCAGUAGCUUCGGGAGUGGAAAACUCUAUUGUUGUCGAGACAAAAUUAUAUGAAUGAAACAUUGUAACCAAAUCGAACCAAAUUUGAUUUGAUUGCAAUUUUAAUUAAACAUAGCUGGACCGUAUUUUCUUAAUUAAAUCCCGAAAAUAAUUGAAUCCAAAUUAGCAGUAAGCAAAUAAACCGAAUCGAACCCUACCCGUUGGAAGUCGUGAAGGCUUUAGCUUCCAAGUCCCGUGCUGGCUGAGUCCAUAUCAGAUCUAUCUUCCCAGAAAUUCAUCCGGUGUUUGUAGUCAUCGCUCAACAGCUGCGUCCUACCCGAUACCGAUGUGAAGAUGGGGGACGUUACUCAGUGACUGAUUGGCUGUUCAAUUGAAGCAUCGAAGAUGGUUUAGAAUCGGAAUCCAGCGACACCCAGAAGGAGAAUCGUGUUGACUCACUCCACAAUGGCCGGUAAUGGCGAUCGCGUGAGUCUAGCCCGCACGUUCAAGUACCUUCUAGCUACGCAGUUCUUGUCCAGAGGGAUUCCUUUCAUAUUCAAUUCGUGGAUCGUCAGGCAUCUCACGGAAGAGGAUUAUGCGCUCUAUGCAGUGCAGUUCCAUCUUUUUGUCACUUGUGUCUUGUUUCUCAGCCGGGAGGGAUUCCGGCGAGCUUGCAUGCGAGCUGACAUCGACAGUGAUGGCCGCUUCUCGGAAAAAGAUGCGACUAAGCUAUUGAAAGUAGCGUGGAUGACACUUCCGCUCGGAGUAGCCAUUACUAUUGCGGCAAGCUUUUUCGUUUUGUGGUGGCAGGACCUUACUUAUUCCAACACUUAUGCACAAGCUAUCUUAAUUCACGGAUUCGCUUGUAUCCUGGAGCUAAUGGCCGAACCAUUGUACAUCCUCUCUCAGAAAUUGCUGCUUCUAAAAUUGCGACUGGUUGUCGAGACUGUUGCUACUUUUUCACGCUGUCUAAUUUUGUGCUUUCUCAUAGUGAAGCAAACCAACAUGGAAAAAGGGAUAAUCUUUGCGUUAUCACAAAUUGCAUACGGGGGUUCAUUGUUUCUCGGUUACUGGGCAUAUUUCCUUAUCCUUGGCGUUUUCAGAAGUUCGGAUCUCUUCCCUUUCAGACCCGGAAACUUGAUGGAUUACGAUAAGAAGCUCUCCGACAUGUGUAUGCUAUUUACAUUUCAGUCAUUCCGAAAGUUGAUCCUCCAAGAAGGAGAAAAGUUGGUACUCGUAUGGUUAGACACACCUUACAAUCAGGCUGUGUAUGGGCUCGUUGACAAACUCGGAAGCUUAGUUGUACGGAUGGUGUUUCUUCCCUUUGAAGAAAGUUCAUAUGCUACAUUUGCAAGCUUUGCAUCAGGGGAAAACGAGCAAAAAAGCAAGAAACUAGAAAUUUGCCUAACCGAGGCCUUGAAGCUUGUAUUAUUGAUAGGUCUUGUGUUUAUGGCAUUUGGCCCGAGCUAUUCGUACUCUCUCAUCAGAUUGUUGUAUGGUCAAAAAUGGAGCGAUGGAGAAGCUUCCCCGGCCCUUCAGUUCUACUGUCUCUACAUUAUCGUUCUUGCCAUGAACGGGACCUCGGAAGCAUUUUUACAUGCAGUUGGAUCGGAGAAUCAACUCAAACGCUCAAAUGACAUGCUGCUCGUAUUUUCGUUGAUAUACAUCGGAUUAAAUGUGGUUCUAAUAAGGUUUGCUGGGGCAUUAGGUCUAAUCCUGGCAAACUCUCUGAAUAUGAUUUUAAGAAUCAUCUAUUCUGCAUUGUUCAUCCGGCGUUAUUUCCAGGGCACUUCUUCGUUUUCGUUCCAGAAAUGCUUUCCCUCGGGUUGGCCCAUUCUGAUCAUUUCGGGCAUAGUAACUCUCUUCUCCGAGAAAAUAUUUCUUGACAAGACGAAUUUCUGGGAAACUUUUCCUCUCCAUUUCGCCAUCGGUUUUGUGUGCUUCUGCAUCUCAGCCAUUAUCAUAUAUCGACGGGAGAGGCUGUUCAUCAACAGGAUCAUUCGUUUCCGGGAUCACAUUGACUGAAGAACUAAGAAACCGGUUUACUCAUCGAAUUUCCGGUAUGGUUAAAUGUUUUGGAACUCGAAGACCUGUUCCGGGGGGGUGACAUACAAUCGUUAUGGUUGAGGUUACAGGGUUACUUGUGGAGGAACCAAGAAACGUGAGCUUUUGUAUAUACCGAACCGGUUUUCUGGUUUAUUGGAUUACCUGACCACUGAUUA
This is a messenger RNA of Tarenaya hassleriana, 2676 nucleotides long. RefSeq names its product protein RFT1 homolog. The coding region runs from base 920 to 2479 and encodes 519 amino acids. NCBI's taxonomy places the organism in Eukaryota, Viridiplantae, Streptophyta, Magnoliopsida, Brassicales, Cleomaceae. The record is from RefSeq and is a predicted model, not a curated record. Gene Ontology annotation, biological process: dolichol-linked oligosaccharide biosynthetic process; glycolipid translocation. Gene Ontology annotation, cellular component: endoplasmic reticulum membrane. The transcript has 14 exons.